AUGAAUUCAGCAAAUACCUCAGCAUCUAUUGAAUUCCUCCUCCUGGGUCUGGCAGAAGACGCAGAACUCCAGCCCAUUUUGUUCUACCUCUUCCUGACCAUUUACCUGGUCACUGUGCUUGGGAAUCUGCUUAUCAUCCUGGCCAUCACCUGUGACUCCCACCUCCACACCCCCAUGUACUUUUUCCUGUCCAACUUGUCCUUUGUGGACAUCUGUUUCACCACUUCCACCAUCCCCAAGAUGCUGGCCAACCUCCACACUCACAGCAAAGCCAUCAGUUACAUCGGCUGCCUCACGCAGAUCUGUUUUGUCCUGACAUUUGCGGGAUGGGAAAAUGGGGUUCUGGUUAUGAUGGCUUUUGAUCGAUUUGUGGCCAUCUGUCACCCGUUGAGAUACAGUGUCAUCAUGAACCCCAAGCUCUGUGGGCUUUCAGUGCUCUUGUCCUUCCUGAUCAGUGUUCUGGACGCCCUGCUCCACACUUUGAUGGUCCUACGUCUUUCUUUCUGUACAGACCUGAAUAUCCCCCACUUCUUCUGUGAACUCGCUCAUGUCCUAAAGCUUGCCUGUUCAGAUAUCUUCAUCAAUAACGUCUUCGUGUAUUUGGUGACCAGUCUGUUGGGUGUCAUCCCUCUCUCUGGGAUCAUUUUUUCUUAUACUCAGAUUGUUUCCUCCGUUUUAAAGAUCCCAUCAGCAGGUGGGAAGUACAAGGCAUUUUCCAUCUGUGGUUCACACUUGAUCGUCGUGUCCUUGUUCUAUGGGACGGGUUUUGGGGUGUACCUUAGUUCUGCAGGCUCCCAGUCCUCCAGAAAGAGCGCAGUUGUGUCUGUGAUGUAUACGGUAGUGACCCCAAUGAUGAACCCCUUUAUCUACAGUUUGAGGAACAAGGACAUGAUAGGGGCACUGAAGAAACUCAUUUCUAGAAUCUCAUCUUUGUGGACUGGGAGAUAG
Messenger RNA from Erinaceus europaeus (western European hedgehog), 948 nucleotides. RefSeq names its product olfactory receptor 7G3. Lineage: Eukaryota; Metazoa; Chordata; Mammalia; Eulipotyphla; Erinaceidae. Gene Ontology annotation, cellular component: membrane. The record is from RefSeq and is a predicted model, not a curated record. Gene Ontology annotation, biological process: G protein-coupled receptor signaling pathway. Gene Ontology annotation, molecular function: G protein-coupled receptor activity; olfactory receptor activity.